Molecule: messenger RNA, 933 nt
Organism: Ogataea angusta
Lineage: Eukaryota; Fungi; Ascomycota; Pichiomycetes; Pichiales; Pichiaceae
Exons: 2
Coding region: 1-933 (310 amino acids)
Biological process (GO): carbohydrate metabolic process; cell wall organization
Cellular component (GO): fungal-type cell wall; cell surface; extracellular region
Molecular function (GO): 1,3-beta-glucanosyltransferase activity; glucan endo-1,3-beta-D-glucosidase activity
Source: RefSeq, a predicted model, not a curated record
AUGAAGUUUACGACGACAGUUCUGACAUCUCUUGCAUUUCUGAUAGCCAAGUCUAACGCUGAGGCUAGCUUAGGUUUUGACCUGGGUGUGCAAGCCACCGACGGUUCCUGCAAGACCGCCGAGGACUACGAGUCUGAUUUGGACACGAUCUCCUCGCAAGCCUCCACCGUGAAGGUUUAUUCUGUGUCUUCAUGCAACACUCUUCAGAUUUUGGGACCUGUUGCCGAAGACAAAGGCUUUACCAUUGCUCUUGGAAUCUGGCCAACCCCAGACUCUACUUUCUCCUCGGAGAAAGAAGCCCUGACUUCUUACUUGCCUAACAUCUCGAAAAAAACCAUUCAGGCGUUUUUGGUCGGUUCUGAGGCUCUCUACAGAAAUGAUAUGAGUGCUUCUCAGCUGGCCAGCGAUAUCUCUGAGAUCAAGGAUCUUUUGUCCGGUAUUAAAGACAAGAAUGGUGACUCCUAUGGAGAUGUGCCUGUUGGAACUGUUGACUCCUGGAACGUCUUGGUUGACGGUGCUAAUGCCGAUGUUAUCAAGACCGCCGACGUCAUCUACGCCAAUGCCUUCUCCUACUGGCAAGGACAAACCAUGAACAAUGCUUCCUUCUCUUUCUUCGAUGAUAUCAUGCAAGCUUUGCAAACCAUUCAAACCACCAAGGGUUCUUCUGACAUUGACUUCUGGAUCGGCGAGACCGGAUGGCCAACCGAGGGUGACAGCUUUGAGUCUGCCACUCCAUCUACCUCUAACGCUGAGCAGUUCUGGAAGGAGGCUAUCUGUGCUAUGAGAGGUUGGGGUGUUAACACCUACGUUUUUGAGGCCUUUGAUGAGUCCUGGAAGCCAGACAGCUCUGGAUCCUCUUCUGAGAGACAUUGGGGUGUCUGGAAUGCUGACAGAUCGCAAAAGUACGAUCUCACUUGUGACUUCUCUUCGUGA